This is a messenger RNA of Sceloporus undulatus (fence lizard), 3698 nucleotides long. It is a transcript of the gene PLA2G4A, whose product is annotated as phospholipase A2 group IVA. The coding region runs from base 232 to 2463 and encodes 743 amino acids. The transcript has 18 exons. Gene Ontology annotation, molecular function: calcium ion binding; calcium-dependent phospholipid binding. The record is from RefSeq and is a predicted model, not a curated record. Lineage: Eukaryota; Metazoa; Chordata; Lepidosauria; Squamata; Phrynosomatidae. Gene Ontology annotation, biological process: glycerophospholipid catabolic process. Gene Ontology annotation, cellular component: cytosol; Golgi apparatus; endoplasmic reticulum.
GUCUAGCUAGCAUUGUAUCUUAAAGGAGCUUUCUCCAUAAUCUGAACUCCUUCUAUCAAAUUAUUCUGCAUUCUUCUUCAACUGGCUUCUAGGAUUUUAACAUCAGUAUCCAUUUAAGAGAGUGUAUCAAUUCAAGUUGAAGGCUAACCACUGUGAAAAACAACAACACAUUACAUCAUCAAGCAAUAACAUCUCUCAUCCUCUGGUCCAUGCUCAGUCACUGAACCCAAAAUGUCGAGUAUAGAUCCUUAUCAGCAAAUUACAGUGGAACACCAAUACUCUCACAAAUUUACUGUGACAGUGAAACAAGCCAAGAAUGUCACCAAGGGAGCUUUUGGAGAUAUGCUCGAUACUCCAGACCCCUACGUGGAGCUCUUCAUCCCAACGGCUCCAGACAGUAGGAAGAGAACAAAACAUAUCAAUAACAACGUGAACCCUGAGUGGAAUGAGACCUUUGAGAUAAUCUUGGAUCCCAACCAGGAAAAUGUUCUAGAGAUCACUCUUAUGGAUGCAAAUUAUGUGAUGGAUGAGACUAUUGGAACGGCAACAUUUCCCAUAUCAUCUUUGAAAGUGGGAGAAAAGAAAGAAGUCUCCUUCACCAUUAGUAAAGUCACAGAAAUUAUUUUGGAGGUAUCACUUGAAGUUUGCUCUCAAACAGACCUCCGCUUCAGUAUGGCUCUGUGUGAUGAAGAGAAGAAUUUUCGGCAGCAGCGGAAGAACAGAGUAAUGAAACAUCUGAACAAUUUCCUGGGUACUGAUUUGACCUCUCCUCGUGAUGUACCAGUGAUUGCAAUAUUGGGAUCUGGUGGUGGAUUUCGUGCCAUGGUGGGAUUUUCAGGAGUGAUGAAAGCACUGUAUGAAUCUGGAAUUUUAGACUGUGCAACAUAUAUUGCUGGUUUAUCAGGAUCCACAUGGUACAUGUCAACAUUGUAUUCUCACCCAGAUUUUCCAGUGAAAGGACCAAAAGAGAUAAACGAAGAGUUGAGAAACAGUGUCAGUCACAACCCAUUGAAACUGCUUACUCCUCAGAAAGUGAAGCGAUACAUUGAAGCAUUAUGGAAAAAGAAGAGGUCUGGGCAGCCUGUUACAUUUACAGAUAUCUUUGGAAUGUUGAUUGGCGAAACACUUGUCCAAAAUAGAAUGGAUGCCACUUUGUCUGCCAUGAAAGAGAAAGUGAACAAGGCACAGUCUGCUCUGCCACUGUUUACAUGUCUCCACGUUAAACCUGAUGUAUCAGAGCUGAUGUUUGCAGAUUGGGUAGAAUUCACUCCCUAUGAGAUUGGGAUGGCUAAGUAUGGGACCUUCAUGACUCCUGAUUUGUUUGGCAGCAAAUUUUUUAUGGGAACGAUAGUGAAAAAAUAUAAAGAGAACCCCUUGCAUUUCUUAAUGGGUGUCUGGGGAAGUGCAUUUGCUAUAUUAUUCAACAGAGUCCUUGGAGUUUCCAAUUCUCAGAAUAAAGGACCCACAAUGGAAGAAGAACUAGAAAAUAUCAGGUUGCGCCAUCUAGUGAGCAAUGAUUCAGACAGUGAUGAUGAGUCACAGGGGCCAAAAGGGUCAGAAAACCCAGAUGCUGAAAUGGUACAUGAACAGACCAGCCAGGAAAGCUGGGUUCAGCGCAUGUUUAUGGCUCUGGUGGGUGACAGUGCCCUUUUUACCACCCGAGAAGGCCGUGCAGGCAAAGUACACAAUUUCAUGUUGGGGUUAAAUCUCAACACCUGUUAUCCACUUUCCCCUCUGGUUGGUCUCAUCUCUCAAGAAUCUGUGGAGGAAGAUGAAAUGGAUACAGCUGUUGCAGAUCCUGAUGAGUUUGAAAGGAUAUAUGAGCCUUUGGAUGUAAAGAGCAAAAAAAUUCACAUUGUGGAUAGUGGACUGACUUUUAACCUGCCUUAUCCACUUAUCUUAAGACCACAGCGAGGGGUUGACCUUAUAAUUUCAUUUGAUUUUUCUGCACGUCCUAGUGAUUCCAGUCCUCCUUUUAAGGAAAUUUUACUUGCUGAAAAAUGGGCCAAAAUGAACAAACUUCCUUUCCCCAAAAUAGACCCAAACGUAUUUGAUCGGGAAGGUUUAAAGGAGUGCUAUGUCUUCAAACCCAAGAAUCCUGCAUCUGACAUAGACUGUCCAACAAUUAUCCACUUUGUUUUAGCCAAUAUCAACUUUAGAAACUAUAAAGCACCAGGUAUACCAAGAGAAACACAGGAAGAGAAAGAUUUUGCUGACUUUGAUAUUUUUGAUGACCCAGAUACACCAUUCUCCACUUUUAACUUCCAAUAUCCAAAUGAAGCUUUUAACAGAAUGCAUGAUCUGAUGGAAUUCAACACACUAAACAACCUAGAUAUAAUCAAGGAAGCAAUAGCAGAAAGCAUUGAGUACAGAAGACAGAAUCCAUCACGUUGCUCUGUAUCCCUUAGCAGUGUUGAAGCAAGGAGGUACUUCAAUAAGCCACAAAGCAAUAACCACACAUGAACUCACACACUGAAGCCCUUGUUCCUCAGAACCAUGUGCAACUGGAUUGGUCAAACAGACUUUAUUCUGAGGAAAAUUGCUGUUCAGGAAUAAAACAUAAUGGAACAGAAGGGGGACAAAUACAUCAGUUAUUCCUGCUCCAUCUCUUUCUUUUCAAAGCAAUAUAACCAUUCUUUGAUUGAAGCAGUUUGGAUACAGAAUGUUUAAAAUGGCUUCCUUUGUUUCAUAAACAUUUAAAUUUAGCAGCCUAAUUUUUCAUUCCAGGAUUUUGUUUGCUUUUAAGUGUUCAAACGUUUUCCAUCCACCUAUGUUAUAUUUAGAGAAAGUUUAGUUGUUAAUGUUACAAAUGUAAUAAUUUAAAGAAUGUUGAGUUGUUAAUGUUACAACUUUAACAUGACAAGGUAGUAUAUGUUACUGCAUAAAUGUACCGUAUCCAAAAAUAUAUUAAUGUCAUUGUUUAAUGGCCAAGUGAUAUUACAGUGCCCUAACCAAACUCUUUAUUCGCUCUUGACUUAAGUAAUGUUGUGAACACAAUGAGCUUAUUUUUUUAUGCCAACUUUUAUCAUGUUGAAUUGUUUUAUCCUUUUGACCUACUGCUUUGAUAAUGGGACCAAAUGCUUCUUUUUUAAAAAAGUGAAGUGAACACUUCUCCAAAAGAACCUAAAUAUCUUGAAGAUAGUCAGAAUCUUUCUGUCUCCGGCUGUAAUUCUAUUCAUACUUCUUUUCAAGGAUGUCAUAAUUGCAAAAGAAUCCCCAAAAUGCAGGAAUCCAUUUUCCCCCCAAAUUCAUUCCUACUUUCUACCUGUCUCAAGUCACUACUGUUAUCUCCUCCCCUUCUACUGUAUUAUAUUUGCUGGCUUGCAAUAUGUAAAUUGCUUCUCCUUUUCUGAUUAGUUGAAAGUUUUGGUUAUUUGAAAGUAACGUGAUUGAAACACAUGUCAUACACACCUGUAGUGAUAGGCUUGUUCUGGAAAGCCUUUUUACACUACUGCAAAUAACACAUUAAUUGUUGAUUAUGUUACUGUUUCUUGAAAUGUUGUAAUGAAAUGUGAUAUUAAGUAUGUGGUGGAGCAGUCUGGUGUGCCUGCUGGCAGAAGGAUGGGAUUGUUUGCUGUGUUGUAGGAGCUUGUCGGUGGCAAGUAGACCUCUGUGGUCAUAUAUUAACUGGCUUCCAGUGGGAUUGUAUUGCAGCAAAACAGACCAUUCUUACCCAUUACAAAGCCAUGUUUUUGAAA